Molecule: messenger RNA, 2262 nt
Organism: Protopterus annectens (West African lungfish)
Lineage: Eukaryota; Metazoa; Chordata; Ceratodontiformes; Protopteridae
Gene: TMEM9B
Product: TMEM9 domain family member B
Exons: 5
Coding region: 183-761 (192 amino acids)
Biological process (GO): positive regulation of canonical NF-kappaB signal transduction
Cellular component (GO): lysosomal membrane
Source: RefSeq, a predicted model, not a curated record
CCGGAGGUUCAAUUUAGUUGCUGGAAUGUGUUUUUUGACAGGAAUUUUUAGAAACAGGAAGCGGGGAUAUAACCGAUGAAUUUUUAUUUCUUAACAGGAGUUGCGUAAUUAUUAACUGCAAUAUCGUUUUGUUUUACACAUGCUCUGUUAAACCUCCUUUUUGUUAUAAAUUGUUUGUGAAUAUGGCGACCAAUUUCUUUGGUUGUGCAGUUGUAGUUUUCUGUUUUUACUUUUCAUCAUGUGUUUUGCAGAUGACCUGGGCUGCUGAGGAUAGAGUUGAUACACGAUGUAAAUGUAUAUGUCCACCUUACAAAGAUAAGCCAGGCCAUAUCUACAACACAAAUGUGACCCAGAAAGACUGUGACUGUCUGCACGUUGUUGAGCCAAUGCCAGUUGCUGGACCAGAUGUUGAGGCAUACUGCUUACGCUGUGAGUGUAAAUAUGAAGAACGGAGUUCUUUCACUAUUCAGUUUACAAUUAUUUUCUACUUAUCCAUUUUGGGUUUGCUGCUGCUGUAUAUGUUUUAUCUCAUGCUGCUGGAGCCCAUGCUGAAGCGACGCCUGUUUGGACAUUCACAGCUGAUGCAGAGUGAUGAAGACAUUGGGGAUCAUCAGCCUUUUGCUAAUGCUCACGAGGUCCUGUCCCGGUCCAGAGCCCGUGCCAAUGUGUUGAACAAAGUAGAGUAUGCUCAGCAACGCUGGAGGCUGCAAGUCCAAGAGCAGCGCAAGUCAGUGUUUGAUCGUCAUGUGGUGCUAAGUUAGUCAUGGAAUUUCACUGUUCUGAAGAAUUAUCACCACUGGAUGGAAGUAGUUAACAAGCUUACAUAUGUGCACAGGAGUAUAUUGCACAUUAAAAUAUAAGUUGAUCUUCUGACUGUAUGUAUAAUGAAAGCAUGAUGGUGAAAACGUGCUAGGAGCUUUGAAAUGCAAAUUGGUAUUGAUACUCAAAGACGACAAAAAUUUCCUACAUGUCAAUGUCUUUAUUUAAGAAGCUGGAUGGUUCCUUGAAAUAUGAUUCACUGAUCACUUUUGAUCAAAUUAUUUCUGGUAUAAAAUCUUAUGAGAGUGUUUUAGCCACAUUUCACAUAUAAGAAAAUAUAAUGUCCUGCCAUAAAUAUCUGUAGGAAACAUUCAUGCUGGCAGUUCAAACAGACAUGUUCAUCAAAUAUUGAUUUGGUGAGUUGUGCUUCAUGGAGUUGCUCCUAACCACUUUCAGUUUAAGAAUAUUUGUAUUUCUGUUAACUCUAAUGAUUAUAUGCAUCUGCUGCAUAUGUGUAUGUUAAAAUGUAAUUGACUUUUUUCUAUUUUAUUGUCAUGAUAUAGAACUGCAGCUCUUAUAAGUUUUCAUAAGUGAUAAAUUUUAUAAGGUAGUACAUUUAGAUUGUGGAUGGAAUCCAAACUGAACAGUGUACAUUAAUCUGUUCACAAGUACUACUCCGAAAUAUAUUGAUAUUGUACACAUUGUCUGUCUUCUGUUACAUGCUUAUUCCUUUUUAACUACUGCAGUGCACUUCAGUUUAACCAGUAUUCUCUAUAUUUUUCCAUUGGCUGCAAACAGUUUAUUAAUCAGUGCAUUUCCGCACUGAUUAAUUGCAAAGUUAUAUGUGCGGUCUCUGCCGAAACAUUCCCAAAGUUUUCAUUGCUUUCUUCAUUUAAAUAAUGUUAAAAAGAGAUUUUUGGCAACAUUGUCAAUGUGAACAUGUGAUAGUUCAGAAUCUUAAGUGGUUAACAUAGUAUGGCUAUUAUAAGACCAUAUUCAAAGAAUUUAGUAGACUUCAAGUUAUUUUGUGUAUUCACAUACAGUAAACAGCUUCUCACAUGACCAGGAAGUAGCUGUUAAUGGUUAUAGUAUUGUGAUCAUUGCCUAACAGUCAAGGUAAUAGAUUUAAAGUAGAUCAUAAUAUAGCUCAUUCUUCAUAGCUCAGAAAUAGUUUAUAUGCAUGUCAGUGCCAUUAAUGUGACUGAAAGAGGGCACUAGUUCCUUGGUAAUGCAUCUCAGCACCUGAGAUUUCAUAAACUAUAACUGCAGUAGUGAUUUGAUUUUAGUUUAAUUUAAAAAAAAAUAUGUAACACUAGGACUACCUGACGAGGAAAUUAAUGUGUUGGUUAACUUACACAUGUAUGCAUUGUCUUUGCUGGACCACAAAAGUUCUCACACUAGUAUCUGCAGUAUAUGCACAUUUUAAUUGCUCUGUCUUAAAAUAUCUGCUGUGAAAUGAUUUCUGAUUUUGCUUCAGUGAAUAAAAGAAUUUGAGUUCUCAAA